GCGUAGUAGUAGUAGUAGUAGGGCUUUUGUGCUCGUUGCACAAGGGGUUUCCCCCUGUCAGUUUUUCGUUCUAUAGUGAAGUUUUACUUCUACAGUCAUUCAUUGUGCAAUCGCAAGCAAUUCUCCAUGUGCACUUGUUCAUUUGUUCGUAGUCCUUCUCAAAUUUUCUCCAAAAUAACCACAUUAGGUUGGGUCUGAAAGCCGAACCACUGUGUCUUUUUUUCUUCAGUUUAUAGUGAUGUGAUUUGAAUGCAUUGAUAUGACGAUGGACGCCCAGCUCAUGUCGUCAUCGUCUUCCCGAGUCAGCGGGGGAGGAGGGAGUGGGUGUUGGAACCGGGUGGUGGCGCUGGUGGACAUGGACUGUUUCUACGUGCAGGUGGAGGAGAGAGACAACCCCUCCCUCCGGGGCACGCCUUGUGCCGUCGUCCAGUACAAACCUUACAGGGGUGGGGGACUGAUUGCCAUCAACUAUGAGGCACGCGCAAGAGGAGUGAAGCGUGGUAUGAUGGGGGAUGAUGCAAAGGGAGUGUGUAGUGAAUUGCAGACUGUGUUUGUGAAAGAGAGCAGAGGCAAGGCAGACCUCACCAAAUACAGACAGGCGAGUAGUGAAGUGUUCCAAGUGCUGACCGCCAAAUGUCAGCAUGUAGAAAGAGCAUCAGUUGAUGAGGCCUUCCUAGACUUGACUUCUCUCGUAGACAAGCGAAUAUCCGAAAUGCAAUCUCCGAUCGAAGUUCCCAUUGAAACUUUGCCAAACACUUGUGUAGUUUAUCCACUAAACGAAGAAGGUUUAAAUCCAAGUGAAAUUUCAAAUGACCGACAGAAGAAUUUAAUUCCGUUUUUAGAACUCGUGAACUCCCGCAACAUUUCGUCGAACUGCGAACUUCGUUUACUAAUCGGAGCUCAAAUUGUUGAAGAAAUACGACUCGCGGUCUAUGAACGUACUGAGUUUCGAUGCUCGGCUGGUAUUGCACAUAACAAAAUCCUUGCCAAAUUGGCCUGCGGAAUCAACAAACCGAAUAAACAGACUAUCUUGCCUCAGGUAUCAGUGGAGUCUUUCUUCGCAACACUUCCAGUGCACAAGUUGAGAUAUCUAGGAGGCAAACUGGGAGAUAUAGUGGAAGAAGAAUUAGGAUGCACAAAUGUCGGGGACUUACUCAGGUAUUCCGAAUCAGUUUUGACUUCCAAAUUUGGAGAGAGGAAUGGUCUCUUUCUGCAUAAUAUAUGCAGAGGUAUCAACUAUGAACCGGUUAAACCACGAACAACUGUUCAGUCAAUUGGAUGUUCAAAGAAUUUUCUGGGAAAAGAGUCAAUUUGGACCUCGAAAGAAGUUAACCACUGGACUCUUCAACUUUGUUCAGAAUUGGAAGAACGUUUGAAUGAAGAUAUGGACUUAAAUCAAAGAGUCUUCAAGUUAUUAACUGUUAAUUAUUCUAUCAAAGGCCGGGGUCAGGUUAGUAAACGGUGUCCAAUCACAAGUUAUGACACUAACUCGAUGCAAACAGAAGUAAUGAAAAUCAUUUUGGGCUCAUUGCCAUUUAAACUGGCCUCUAAAGAAGACAGAUACCCGGAUCCCAUCAUUCAUUUAGGAACAUACGCUUCCAAGGCCGAAUGUGCGACAUCUGCUAAUUCUAGCAUAACAAACUUCUUCAACAUUUCAAACGACCGAAGUCAAAUCAAGUUCACAAAGACAGGCAAAGAUGAAGUUAAAGAAACCAAAAUUAAGAAACCGAAAAAGUCUGCGCUCGAUAUUUUUCUAGAUAGUAAACGAGUACAGAAACUAAAACAUUCGACUUGUAAGAGCAAACUAAGUCGUGCUAAUAAUCAAAAUAAAUCGGAGGAAAAUGAUUAUAAUCAGACAAAAAUGGCGGCGCUUUCAACGCUUGGAAGCGUUAAUUUAAGCAGUGAAGAAAUUCCUCACAAAAGUCCUCACUUCGAAACUGAUGAGCCAUGUGAUUCUGAAAGCUUUCUGUUCGGUGGAGCUGAUUUAACUUCCAAGGGAUUCGAAGAGGAAACUGAAUCGGAAAUUUUAGUUCCCGAGUCACCACCCGAAAUGAUUCGAUCGUUUUCGGAAGAGAAACUGAAUUCGAAAUCAUCUUUCAAAAAGUUGAAACACUUGCGUAAUUUUGACACUGAUUAUUUAUUAGAUAGCAACAUUAUGUCAUGUACGCCAAUUAAUAGAUCAAAUUGCAGCCUUUUGAAAGAUUUCAACAUAUCACAGACAACUUAUCAGGCCCAAAAUGAACUGGUUUCAAAUGAAUCUGGUGGCAGUUGUCUGGCGGGUAGUGUUCUGGAACAGCAAGGGCAAAAUGAUUUAGAAAAUCUGUUCAAACUUCUGUUCGAAGACUCAGAAUCUUCUCGUGACUCGACUAUGAAUUUUCAAUCACCUCAAAUAAGUUCAAACCGGGUUAGUUGUGAAAAAAUGUGUCUAUCAGAGCCCGCGACUUCCAAAUCAAACACGGAAGACCAACUACAUUUAAAUAAGUAUCCUGGCGGUUCGAAUGAUAUAUCGGAAACGCAUGCAAAUGGACUACUUUCAGGCAAAUUGAAAACGCCCACAGCGAAAAGAAAAUCGGCGAAAAGAAAAGGAAACCAGUUGUCGCUGAGUGACCAGAAAAGACCGAAAGGGUUGAAGCAGGCAGCUCUUGUUUUUUCUUCCACCCAAACUAACUCGGCAUCGAAAAAGACGAGAAAGGCUUCUGGUGAAGUGAGUUCGACCCAAAGGCGACUUACGAAGUCUGCAUCGAAAAUUAAACGGGGAGAAAAGAGUUGUUCCCAGAAUCACUUAAAGUCGUCGAUUAAUGAAACUGUUUUGCCCAGUGACAGAGUUGCUGAUUCGUCACGCUCAAUCUCGUCCAUGUUUUCCAGGAUGUGUUCGGAGCAGUUGUCUGUUCCGGAUGAGAUCUUCGAGGGGGUGGAGGGGGAGUGUGAUGUGAUGCAGUGCAGUUUGUGUGGGGAGAGAGUGUCCAUGUUCACUCUGAUCGAACACAGGGACUUCCACGUGGCACAAAAACUGCAGACUCAAUUCAACCAGCGCACCAAGACACAAAAUACUGCGUCAUCAUUAAAAACAACUGAUACUUCAAAAAAUAUGAAAUAAUUAAACGUUUGACCUCCUCAGUUGGCGCUCUUAAAUUAUCAGAUAAAUUUGAAAAAUUGACAGAAUUUGUUUUCUAUUAUUUUGUUUUUUGAAUUGAAUUAGAGAAUUUACUUUUCCGAAAAUGAA
This is a messenger RNA of Symsagittifera roscoffensis, 3223 nucleotides long. Its product is annotated as DNA polymerase eta-like. The record is from RefSeq and is a predicted model, not a curated record. Gene Ontology annotation, biological process: error-prone translesion synthesis; response to radiation. The transcript has 4 exons. Gene Ontology annotation, molecular function: DNA-directed DNA polymerase activity; damaged DNA binding. Bases 260 to 3097 code for a protein of 945 amino acids. NCBI's taxonomy places the organism in Eukaryota, Metazoa, Xenacoelomorpha, Acoela, Convolutidae. Gene Ontology annotation, cellular component: site of double-strand break; nucleus; replication fork.